This is a messenger RNA of Aplysia californica (California sea hare), 3105 nucleotides long. RefSeq lists its product as uncharacterized. The record is from RefSeq and is a predicted model, not a curated record. The transcript is spliced from 2 exons. NCBI's taxonomy places the organism in Eukaryota, Metazoa, Mollusca, Gastropoda, Aplysiida, Aplysiidae. Bases 381 to 2897 code for a protein of 838 amino acids.
AGCCCGCUUUCUAAUUUAUCUAUUUUUUGUCGGUGGGGGCGUAAAACGUCUCACUACAUUUUUUAUAUUGAUUAGCUGUGGCACGAUCUCACAGGUGUGGUCAACUCCGCCCUCCAGGUUACACUUUCUGCAGAAUACGUGUGACGUCACGAUGAGAAUGAUCACAGCUGGAUAAAAUCACAAAGAUAGCGCAGAUAACAACAAUUGGGAAAAUUAGUUCUAAAUAUAGAAUCAUAGCCAAAACGUAUAUAAUAAGCCAGUAUAGAGUCUCAGACAGUCAGUAGCAACCUGCAGGCAAAUCAAGCAGACACAGUUCCAGAGAUCUCCUCUAUACUCGAUUGUUGCAGUCAACCGGAAGCAAGACCUGUCGAACAAGCAACAUGGCGGCCCUCUCUCAGAUCGUGAUCCCGGUUCUAGUGCUUGUGCUCACCGCUGUAUCCCGCUCUACCGCCUUCCCUAGUGGAUACAAAUACAACUUUACUACACAGACAAACAGCAGCGUAGGAAAUUCAAGUUCUCUAGAAUCGCCAAGUGGGAUUUAUAUAUCUGGAAACUUCUCUUCUGGAAAUGCCACAAAUGGAAACGUGUCUACAUCUUAUGCCAUAUAUACUACAAGUGGAGAUUUCUCCACUGGAAACUUCUCUUCGGGAAAUGCAUCAAGUGGAAACUGGUCAAGAACUUUCGCCGGAAAUACUACAAAUGGAAAUUUCCCUUCUGGAACUCUGACUGCAGGAAAUACCACGAGUGGAAAUUGGUCUAGAUCUUUUACCAGAAACACUACUAGUGGAAACGUCUCUUCUGGAAACUUCUCUUCUGGAAAUGCCUCUUCAGUAAAUGUCUCUUCUGGAAAUUUCUCUUGUGGAAACUUCUCUUCUGGAAACUUAUCUAGAAACGUCUCUUCUGGAAAUGCCUCUUCAGUAAAUGUCUCUUCUGCAAACUUCUCUGGAAAUGCCUCUUCUGUAAAUGUCUCUUCUGGAAGCUUCUCUUUUGGAAAUAUCUCUUCUGGAAACUUCUCUGGAAACAUCUCUUCUGGAAACGUCUCUUCCGGAAAUGUCUCUUCUGGAAACUUCUCUGGAAACGUCUCUUCUGGAAAUGUUUCUUCUGGAAAUGCCUCUUCUGGAAACUUCUCUUUUGGAAAUAUCUCUUCUGUAAAUGUCUCUUCUGGAAACUUCUCUGGAAAUGCCUCUUCUGUAAAUGUCUCUUCUGGAAACUUCUCUUCUGGGAACUUCUCUUCUGGAAAAAUCUCAACUGGAAACGUCUCUUCUAGAAACUUCAAUUUUGGAAACAUCUCCUCUGAAAACUUUUCAAGAAACGUCUCUUCUGGAAAUGUCUCUUCUGAAAAUGUCACUUCUGGAAAUGUCUCUUCUGGAAACUUCUCUUUUGGAAAUAUCUCUUCUGUAAAUGUCUCUUCUGGAAACUUCUCUUCUGGAAACUUCCCUUCUGGAAACUUCUCUUCUGGAAACGUCUCUUCUGGAAACGUCUCUUCUGGAAACUUCUCUUCUGGAAACUUCUCUUCUGGAAACGUCUCUUCUGGAAUCUUCUCCGGAAACGUUUCUUUAAACGUCUCUUCUGGAAAGAUAUCUUCUGGAAACUUCUCUGAAAACUGUUCUCCUGGAAAUGUCUCUUCUGGAAACCUUUCUUCUGGAAAUGUCUCUUCUGAAAACUUCUUUUCUGGAAACGUCUCUUCUGGAAAUGUUCCUAGAAACGUCUCUUCUGGAAACAUCUUUUCUGGAAAUUUCUCUGGAAACUUCUCUUCUGGAAACUUCUCUUCUGUAAAUGCCUCCUCUGUAAGUGUCUCUUCUGUAAAUGUCUCUUCUGGAAACUUCUCUUCUAGAAACGUCUCUUCUGGAAACUUCUCUGAAAACAUCUCUCCUGGAAAUGUCUCUUCUGGAAACCUCUCUUCUGAAAAUGUUUCUUCUGGAAACUUCUCUUUUGGGAACUUCUCUGGAAACGUCUUUUCUAGAAACUUCUCGUCUGGAAACUUCUCUUCAGGAAAUUUCUCUUCUGGAAGCGUCUCUUCUGGAAACGUUUCUUUUGGGAACAUCUUUUCUGAAAAUUUCUCUGGAAACUUCUCUUCUGGAAACUUCUCUUUUGUAAAUGCCUGUUCUGGAAAUGUCUCUUCUGGAAACUUCUCUUCUGUAAAUGCCUGUUCUAGAAAUGUCUCUUCUAGAAACUUCUCUUCUGUAAAUGUCUCUUCUGGAAACGUCUCUUCUAGAAACUUCUCUGGAAACGUCUCUUCUGGAAACGUCACUUUCGGAAAUGUCUCUUCUGGAAACUUCUCUGGAAACUUCUCUUAUGGAAACAUCUCUUCUGGAAACGUCACUUCCGGAAAUGUCUCUUCUGGAAACUUCUCUGGAAACGUCUCUUCUGGAAAUGUCUCUUCUGGAAACAUCUCCUCUGGAAACUUCUCUUCAGGAAGCUUCUUUGGAAAUGUCUCUUCUGGAAACGUCUCUUCUGGAAACGUCUCUUCUGGAAACUUCUCUGGAAACUUCUCUUAUGGAAACAUCUCUUCUGGAAACGUCACUUCCGGAAAUGUCUCUUCUGGAAACUUCUCUGGAAACGUCUCUUCUGGAAAUGUCUCUUCUGGAAACAUCUCCUCUGGAAACUUCUCUUCAGGAAGCUUCUUUGGAAAUGUCUCUUCUGGAAACGUCUCUUCUGGAAACGUCUCUUCUGGAAACUUCUCUGGAAACGUCUCUGGAAAUGUAUCUUCUGUAAACGUCUCUCUUGGAAACUUCUCUGGAAACGUCUCUUCUGGAAACUUCUCUUCUGUUGUCAACUCGACCGUAAUGCAAGUUCCAGCAAGAAAUGUCACCAGUGGUAAUUCUUCAGGUCUUCCCUCUGCGAACUACACGAAUGGCAACCAGUCUCUGAACAGUGGAUUCAUAAUACUGGGGUGAAGACUUCACUCGAAAACCUACGAAGAACAAUUAAGAUCUGAAAUGUGCUCUUUUUUAAUGUUCUCAUUUAUUUUUUUAUUUCGCUUUGUAAUACAUACAUGUGGUAGUGGUACUUUUAUCUAUGUUUCAAAUGGAAAAAAAAUACCACGUCGGUACAUUUUUCACUUUAUGAAAGCUGAUGGAAAUAAAUGUCUCUUGUGAUAAAAUA